This is a messenger RNA of Ceratina calcarata, 1834 nucleotides long. RefSeq names its product transcription initiation factor TFIID subunit 4-like. The record is from RefSeq and is a predicted model, not a curated record. The transcript has 5 exons. NCBI's taxonomy places the organism in Eukaryota, Metazoa, Arthropoda, Insecta, Hymenoptera, Apidae. Gene Ontology annotation, biological process: transcription initiation at RNA polymerase II promoter. Gene Ontology annotation, molecular function: DNA binding; protein heterodimerization activity; RNA polymerase II general transcription initiation factor activity. Gene Ontology annotation, cellular component: transcription factor TFIID complex. The annotation marks the transcript as partial.
AUACGACCUGUUACAACAGUAGUUCGUAGUCCUACUACAGCGUACACCGUGAAGUCAACGGUCGCUGUGACUGGAAUCAGACCAACAGUUCCCACAAUUCAAAAACCACCUAUUAUAACGACUGUUGUUAAAACAAUUACAGCUACAACGCAAGGCAAGACAGUUAACACAGCCACUACUGUUAAUAAAGCCGUUGUGCCUUCUUUCGUUCCAAAGCCAGUUACUAAAGAGAAAGAGAAAAAAACAUUUUCAUCCGCCGGAUACACGGGAGAUGAUGAUAUCAACGAUGUCGCGGCUAUGGGUGGUGUUAAUCUUGCCGAGGAAUCGCAAAGGAUUCUCGGCUCGACAGAAUUCGUUGGCACACAGAUCAGAUCCUGUAAAGACGAAGUGUUCUUACAUAUGACACCGUUACAACAGAAGAUUAAACAAAUUGUUUCUACGUAUGGAUUAGAAGAACCAAAUCAGGAAGUUGCAGCGUUAAUAUCUCACGCCGCGCAAGAAAGAUUAAAAAAUUUAGUAGAGAAGUUAGCAGUGAUCGCCGAGCACAGGAUAGAUUUGAUAAAGGUGGAUCCGCGUUACGAAGUGACACAGGAUGUUCGGGCACAGUUAAAAUUUCUAGAAGACUUGGAUAAAGUGGAACGUAGGAGACACGAGGAACAAGAAAGAGAGUUACUCUUACGCGCGGCGAAGAGUCGCGCGAAAACUGAGGAUCCAGAACAGGCGAAACUCAAGGCGAAGGCUAAGGAGAUGCAACGAGCUGAAAUGGAAGAGCUGAGGCAAAGAGAAGCGAACUUGACGGCGUUGCAGGCGAUCGGACCACGUAAAAAGCCUAAACUAGAUGUGGGAGGGUCUGUCAGUAGUCCAGGUAGUAACUCCGGUUUGAACGCGUCGACGACCGGGAUCAACAGACAAAUGCCGAUGAGACCACGUUUGAAGAGGGUGAACUUUAGGGACUUGUUGUUCCUUCUCGAGCAGGAGAAAGAAACGUGUAGGAGCACGACGCUGUAUAAGUCAUACUUGAAGUGAUGUUCUGUGAAGGGCAGGAACUUAUGUGACCCGCCCGAUAACUGGCGCCCUACCUGUAUGGUCUUCUGUGAGCUGGCCUCAAUGGACCUUAACGAGUCGAGUGACGUUAGUGCACGUUGCAUUAUUGUACAGUGUUUCAUAAGUUGCAUACAAUGAGGUUCACAUUAACGAAUCACGUCGGGAUUCCACAUAACAUUCAGAAUAACAUUAUUUCUACCAUGUCGAUAAGCUUCCCUACUGUAAAUGACUGAACAUUUUUUAAAUGUAAUAUAAUAGAUUGUUCUUUAUUUUUCAAAGGCGGAAACGGCAUCAUUGAAACGGGCAUUGUGUAUGAGCACAUGGCCCGAUGAUCAGUCUUGGGUAGUCUCUUUACGGCGAGGAUGUGGUGUGGCCAUAUAUAAAUACUGUUAUAUGGUGAGCGCAUGUGUCUCGAAUGAAUGUGUGUACAUUGUCAUUUUAUGUAUAUGCCUGCUGCAUUGUAACACUUGACCUAUACUUUUGGACACUGUAGCGCUAGUGUAAAAGAGUGCAGGUUUUGUUAACAUAGUAAAAACGUAUUUUUGCAAAUCGUAAUGUAAUAAUAUACAGUAAGAGCACACUGUCCAAAAAGUAUGGAAUAAUUUAUACAAUACCUUACACAUAAAAUACUAAAUAGUGAUAAUUUCAAUGUUGGUACAACAGAAUAUAGCUACUCUCCACCAUAAGAUGGAAUUGUUAUCGUAUAUUAUGUUGUAAUCUGCAUUUUCAGUGUUUAUAAAAGAAUUAGCUGUUACGUUUUUUAUUAAAGAAAUAUUUACAAAAGUAUGAA